This is a messenger RNA of Phytophthora nicotianae INRA-310, 1718 nucleotides long. RefSeq lists its product as hypothetical. The coding region runs from base 102 to 893 and encodes 263 amino acids. NCBI's taxonomy places the organism in Eukaryota, Oomycota, Peronosporomycetes, Peronosporales, Peronosporaceae. The record is from RefSeq and is a predicted model, not a curated record. The transcript has a single exon. Gene Ontology annotation, molecular function: phosphatidylinositol binding.
GCUUCAACUUCGCAUUCACCCGACACGUCAGUGUUCCUUCGUCGUCAUUUUCUCUUUUGUCGUUGAUUCGGCCCCACCUGCUUCUUUCCUCCCCCACCGCCAUGGCUAGCGACAAGCGUCCGAUUCUCUCUGGUAAGCGCAUCCGCAACCGCAGGAAACGUGCCGCUCUGCGCGCCGCGAACCGAGCCAAUGCGUCUCCCACGCCUGAGUGUGACAGUGAAGAAGACGCGAAGCGCCAGCAGCAGCAACAGCACGCUGGGCUUACUAAAUCCGGUGACGACUCCACCAGCAGCGAUAAUACUGCGUCGCAGAGUGAGAACGAGGACGAGAUCGACCCCAGCCUCGUGUUCGUGUGUCGCCCCACGAUGCCCGACUUCUGCUCUGUCUUUCAGCCUCGAGGAGAUAAGUCGACGCGAAGUCGCUCGCCGGCGGACUGCAAGUUAUUUACUGUGCAUAUUCCGUCGUUCCAGGAGACGUGCGAGGGUUACGUCACCUACACGCUGGAACUCACGAUCUGUGACGCACCGCGUCAUAACUUCCAGGUCGAGCGCCGGUUCUCUGAGUUCGUAUCGUGCGCGGUUGAAGUCAACAAACAACUUGCCAGCGGCUUUGCUGCUCGCUGCUGUGCGAGGCUGGAAGACGAGGAGUGCAAGGUAGAGGACGCCACGAAAUUCCAGUGGGAUCUUCCAGCCAAAACGUGGUUCCGUGUGACUCAGCCCAAUGCUCUCGAAGAGCGUCGAGCACAACUCGAGCGGUCUCUGGAGACGUUGCUACUACAGCAAAACCGUCGAAUGUGCAAUCUGCCAGUGAUACGUGACUUCCUCAUGCUCGACAUCUUUGGCGUGCAGGUGGCAGAGCAUAAAAACCUUGAAGCUGCUGCGAACUUCGAGUGAUGAAUCUGCAACAAACGCUAACUAUAACCAGAAACAUUCAAGCGCAACAGCAACGAAGGGAAGCGGACCAGCGAGCCUUCGGAGUCAACCAGCACAGCUCACUUCCUUGGUCUUUUCAUCAUUUUACUCUCACCGGUCGAAAUCGAAACGACCGAUUGCCAUCAUCCGAGAAAAAAUAGCAUACAGACACGUAGAACCACCUCGAGUGCACUCCGUCGAAGCUGUGAACCGUGUAGCUACCAACGGAGUGUCCAUACUAUAAACAAUGUUUGAAGACAUCGCCAAAACUAACAGGCCGUUCUCAUCAUGCGAUUAACAUGUACCGUGGUAGCCCAGGAUAUCAAUUGAAAUAUCGCCGAUGUGACUCGCAUUUACAUCCAUGUACACGAGCUAGCCUUGAAAUCUCCGUAGGUGGAUGCAGACAUAAGCUGGCAAGGCGAGCCCGAACUUUGAGGAUCACCAUCGCAAUUGCCGUACAUGUAUCCACCUAACCAGUUUCGCGAUCCGGCUCGUGCGAUUCCCAGAUUUUCAGAUCCAGUUGUUCGGCGCCGUUCCUGCGAAUACGAGUAUGUACAUCCAUUGUUAUUGUGUGCAGCAAUGCAAUGUGGUCAGCCGUAAUCCGUUGCGGAGGCGUGCUGGCGACGCUCAAGAAUGUAAGCAGGAAUGAUCCAAGUGAGCGAGCCUGUAAAAUCUUGGUAAACGAAUGUUUAGAUGCACUUCAACACGUCCAUAAGAAACUUCUGUUGGUAAUCGGUGUCCGGAGUUAAGUGCCUAUUUUAGCUAGAAAAAUGUAAGCAAAUACGCGAAUCAGCUGUUAUGUCCGAG